AAUCACAGGAGCUUUUGCUUGGCGAUUAGGAAGUAUCAACAUGGCAGCUCUCUGAGUUUUGGAGGAGGGUACAUGGUGUAAAUAAACACAAAUUUCACGUUUUACAGCUAACGACAGCGUUUGCCUGUUUGUGUGUAGGACUGGUGGGACCACAUAGGGAAAAUGUCGAAUGAAGGAAAUAAGAAACAGUUCUGGAAAAGAAACGCAGCGAAGGUUCCUGGCAGCAUUCAGCAUGUGUACGGCGCACAACACCCACCAUUCGACCCGCUCCUCCAUGCUAACCUGAUCAAAGCGGGCAACAGGCUUCCUCCAGCCACACCAGGGAAGCCCAAGAAGGCCACCACCUUCCAGGAGUUCGAGAGCAUCACAAGUGAUGCCUGGGACGUUGGGGACGAUGAUGACGAGUUGCUGGCCAUGGCUGCAAAGAACCUCAACAUUGAGGUUGUCAUGGAGACAGCCAAUAAGGUCAUCGAGAAUCACAGCAAGCAGCAGGAGAGACAGAGGCAGGAUGACGCGACAGAGUUGGAACAGACCGAAGAGGACACACAGGAGGAGGUGGCAGAGGACGAGGAUGAGGAGGAGGACGAAGACGACGAGCAGGUCAGGGUGGCGGAAGGAGACGUGACCAGCCCAGAGGUCUCGUUCGCCUCCCUGAGCAGCCCUUAUGCUGAUGGCCGCCUCGUGAAGUCCAAAAGUGAAGCUCCAAUUGGGUCACCUAAAGAAGCAGAGGGAGAGCAUGCCGGCCUCCACAGGCAGCGGUCCCUGCCCCACCGGCCGCCCAUCAUCCCGCUCGUGGCUCGCAUGGCCGACCAGAACACGUCCGGCACCCCGGCCAUGACCGAGAGGGAAGCGUCCCGUCUGGAUAAGUUCAAACAGCUGUUGGCCGGCCCCAACACAGAGCUGGAGGAGCUACGGAAACUCAGCUGGUCGGGAAUCCCACGGCAGGUCCGCCCGAUAACGUGGAAGCUGCUUUCAGGUUACUUGCCAGCCAACGCCGAGAGGAGAGAGAGCGUCCUGCAGAGGAAGAGGCAGGAGUACUUUGGCUUCAUCCAGCAGUACUACGACUCCCGCAACGACGAGAACCAUCAGGACACGUACAGACAGAUCCACAUAGAUAUUCCCAGAAUGAGUCCUGAUUCUUUGGUGCUGCAGCCAAAGGUGACUGAGAUUCACAUUGACAUACCGAGAACUAAUCCUCUUAUUCCUCUCUUUCAACAAGCUUCUGUCCAAGAGAUCUUUGAGCGGAUCCUUUUCAUCUGGGCCAUCCGCCACCCGGCCAGCGGCUACGUGCAGGGCAUCAACGACCUGGUCACGCCCUUCUUCGUCGUCUACGUCUUUGAGUACAUCGAGGAGGAGGUGGAGAACUUCGACGUGUCCAGUCUGGAGGAAGAGGCCCUGAGGAACAUCGAGGCCGACAGCUUCUGGUGCAUGAGCAAACUGUUGGACGGCAUCCAGGACAACUACACGUUUGCCCAGCCGGGCAUCCAGAAGAAAGUCCAGGCACUGGAGGAGCUCGUCAGCAGGAUAGAUGAGUCCGUGCACCGCCACAUGCAGCAGUACGAGGUGGAGUACCUGCAGUUUGCCUUCCGCUGGAUGAACAACCUCCUGAUGAGGGAGCUGCCACUGCGCUGCACCAUCAGACUGUGGGACACCUACCAGGCUGAACCAGAGGGCUUCUCCCAUUUCCACCUCUACGUGUGCGCCGCCUUCCUGGUGAGGUGGAGGAAGGAGAUUCUGGAGGAGGGAGAUUUCCAGGGUCUGAUGAUCCUCCUGCAGAACCUACCCACGAUGCACUGGGGCAACGAGGAAGUGAGCGUCCUGCUGGCCGAAGCCUACAGGUUGAAGUUCGCCUUUGCCGACGCGCCCAACCACUACAAGAGAUGAUGAGCGUGGCUCCGUGGAGCCCCUCCUCCUCCUCCCCCUCCUCUUGUUCCUCCCCAGCAGUCUACUGAACUACGUGACCUCUGUUCCUACAGGGAAGGACCUCCCCCUUUUUCCCUCCCAUUCAGCUACUAAGAGAUUUGAAUCAAGCAAUGGCCAAGAGGACGUGCGGCGUAGCAUUUUAACGUGACGAUGUGCAGUGCAGCCUUUUUUUUUUUUAAAUGAUUUUUUUCUUCAUCCUUGACAACCACCAAAUAAUCUUUUUUGGGGGGGGGGGGCGGGUGCGGGUUUUUUCUGCUCAAGCUGACUCCUCAGCGAGUACGAGGCCGGGAGCUCAACACUGCCAGAAAUCCAAUAUCCUGGCGUUACCUUUUUGUCUUGUUUCCCGAGGCCAAAGUGUGACCUUCUUUGGCCAAAGGGCAGCGCACUGUAUGGUUUACAUAUGAGAGCCCGGGCUCCUGGUCCCUACACCACCAGGAGGAACAUGACCUCUCCUGUUUUCUGCUUCUUCUUUUAUCUCCUCCGGCUGCGUGACAGGAGAGACAUUAGGACUUUACACAGGGAGAGAGAGAGAGAGAGAGAGAGAGGGAGAGGUUGUCAGUGUUUGAGGGGCCACGGGACUCCCGCCCUUCUACAAACACCAAGUUGAAUCCGUCCCGUGGUGUCACAGCGACAGACGGCCUGUGGUGAGACGUCUUAUACCAUACUCUUCCUCCCGGAACCCAGGACUACCUCUAAACCCACUUGUCGCCACAUUGAGAAACAUGCACACACCCCAGUAAGGGGGGGAAAUUUCAACUUUUUGAAGUUCAGAUCAAAAAUCCCACACACAUUGCGGAAGGCUAAAGUUCGGAUUCACAGGAGAAAAGGCGUACUUCUUCACUGGGUUGUUCUGAAUGAACAAUUUUGCCUUAAUUAAGAAACAUGCCUUUGUUUACUAUCCCUUUCUCACCAUCUGUCUUUCGGGGCCUCAUCUUCAUGGGUGCAGAAGCAAAACGCAACCUUCCGACUGUCUGUCAGCUUUUCGGUGUAGGCACAAGUCUUAUUUUCGCCGAGGCUCCAUUUCAUCUGAGGGGUUUUUGGGGGUUAGAUUCCAGCAACAAGCCCAGACGAAAUGCGAGAGCUGGUUGUGCAUCAUUUCCAGAAUGGGUCCAUAUAAAACACUUUUGACGGCACACCCUCCAAAAGCCAUUUAAUCAAAAUAAAAUUACAAAAGUCUUAAUCGCUCGGGCUGCGAUAGCCCCCAACAAGUGAUCUGGGAGCCCUUAGUCUCACAAGUGACGGCUGCUAUCUGUUAAUAGAGCUGAUGGAGUCGAGCUAAAUCACAGCUUUUAAAUGUCCAUGGCUCAACCGAUAACUGCUAUUACACUCACCCUUUGUGAUGUUAAAAUACCUUUGCAUAUAGCGAGCUGCAAAUAGAUGAACAAAAGCAGCAGGUGCGUUGAACCACACAGUCAAUGACCCCCACCCCCCCCAAAGUCAGUAGCACCAUAUUGGUGUAAUGUGGGUAGGGGUAUGGGGGGGGGGCGGAGGGAUCGGACAUUGAUGACGCCGAGUUAACGUCUCCUGACGCGUCUUCACUAGGACCCAUUAUCGUCACGGCAGCACGCCGAGGCGGUGUGUGCAGGUGUGUGUGUGUGUGGGGGGGGGCGUGCAUCAGUUCGAGGUUCAAGUCGCUUUUCUCCAUGAGAGCUGUCAGUCUUUGAUCACACUCGGGGUGACAUUUACCCUCCAGCCAACCUGCACCAGUUUCACCAGCCCCUCAUCUCUCUCUCUCUCUCUCUCUCUCUCCCUCUGAAUGGGAUUUAUUCUUUAAAUCAGCAUUUUAAAAGAUUUGUCUUUUUUGUUUUUUACUUUGUUAUGCCGUUUACAUGACAAGCCUAUUAAGUUGUGCCUGACUCCGGGAACGUGAGCGAACGUCUUAGUUUCUUUCUCGAUCUCAAAUGAACUUGAAUUGAUUUUCAUUUUUUCAUUGGAAGCAAUAGUUUGACAUUUAGCAUUUGCUGUGAAAAGAUAGAUUUCUAUUGUAUUUUCUUUUUUUUUCUGGUAUGGGGGGGUUUAAUCAUUCUCUGGGAAUUUCAAUAGCUCGAACUUAAAGGCCCACCUUCCCUGAACACGUAGGAUUUCUCCAAAACCGAGGAGCUUUUUUAAAUUUUCCCUUCAUCAUAAACAAGAGCUGAAGCACACUGCCUACAGACAUCAUUUACAGUUCCUGACACAACAUCAGCUCACUACAUUAGUCUGUGCGCUUACAGGUUAUAUAAAGAAAGAAAGGGGUACGCCUGUGUGCGAGUCGCAGGUAAACAGGGUCGGAUUGACACCGCCCCCUCUACACCACCCGCUCGCCUUUGAAUCAUUAGCAGAGCUUCUCUAUUUUUGCUGUGAAGUCACAUUGCAGUAAUUCCCACCUAACAAGACGCAGCUGCCUACUUUGUGGUAGAGAGUUGGUUCAUGAAGCAAACCCACAUUCACACCAUGCUAUCAGGCUCAAAUUAGCUAGUCUCCUCACACACACACACAUACACACGUCUCCAUGGCGAUGAAGGCCAGGCUGGCUGGAGCCCGUUUUUCCAUUAGCCCACACACACACACACACACACACACACAUACGCACACACACACACACGUGUGCAGAAGCUUCAAACACUCUUUGGAGCGUCUUCAGGAGUGUAUCCUCAAGAAACAUUUUCAGCUGCUUUCACUUCUCCAUAUAUAUAUUUUUUUUGUCGCUCUACUUUUCCAGACAUGGAAAAUAUGUUUAUGAAAACCAAACUGAGAUGAAAAUGAUCCUCCCUCCAUGUGCUUUUGCCUCGUGAGUUCUCAGAAAACAAAUCUAAUAAUACUAGAGCGUGUGGGCGACCGGAGUUGUGGUUCUUGAAUUUAAAAAUUUGUACAGAGAAGAUUUUGAAAUAAAAAUCUGUAAAUAGAAUAUGUAAAUAAAUCCUAUAUAUG
Messenger RNA from Pungitius pungitius (ninespine stickleback), 4833 nucleotides. RefSeq names its product TBC1 domain family, member 22a (gene tbc1d22a). The transcript has 15 exons. Bases 163 to 1884 code for a protein of 573 amino acids. The record is from RefSeq and is a predicted model, not a curated record. Lineage: Eukaryota; Metazoa; Chordata; Actinopteri; Perciformes; Gasterosteidae. Gene Ontology annotation, molecular function: GTPase activator activity. Gene Ontology annotation, biological process: activation of GTPase activity.